GCAUUUGCUCUUCGUCAGGUCGCGCGGUAAGGAGCAGAGCAUCUUCCUCCUCCUCCUCCUCCUUCUCCCUCUCUCUCUCUCUCCUCAUUGCCAUAACAACGGAUGCAGCGCAUCAGUCCGCGCGGGAUCAGCAUUCAGCAGCCGCGCGGGGCGGAAUAAACCCGCACCGUUGCCGUUAAGACCCCUCAAAGGUGACACGCACGCACGCGCCUCUCCGAACUAUUUACGUCAAACCGUUUAAACAGCUUGAGGGAAACGAGCGCAGGCGGGAGAUCCUCACUGGGGUUGUUAGCCAACAGUACGACCAGGGAAGGCGAAGGAAGAAAGAGAAACAGAGAGCAGGAAGUGCAGCGUGGGAUAGCAGGGAAAAUCUCCGGGGAUCUCCAGCGCUAACAUCUCCAUCUACGGUCCUCCCCGUUUUUUUUCCGCCAUGGCUCGGGAGAACGGAGAGACCGGCGGGGAUUGCACGUGGAAGAAGCAGGUCGAUGAUAUCAAGGAGAUGUUUGAAUUCAAGGAGGUGCUCGGGACGGGUGCAUUUUCAGAAGUGGUCCUGGCAGAGGAGAGGUCCACAGGAAAGAUGUUCGCUGUGAAGUGCAUCCCUAAAAAAGCGCUGAAGGGGAAGGAGAGCAGCAUCGAGAAUGAGAUUGCCGUUCUACGCAAAAUUAAGCAUGAGAACAUAGUGGCGCUGGAGGACAUCUGUGAAAGCCCCAAUCACCUCUACCUUAUAAUGCAGCUUGUGUCUGGAGGCGAGUUGUUCGACCGGAUUGUGGAGAAAGGUUUCUACACUGAGAAAGAUGCCAGUACACUUAUCAGACAAGUACUUGAUGCUGUAAACUACCUCCACAGUAUGGGCAUUGUACACAGAGAUCUAAAGCCAGAGAAUCUGCUCUAUUUCAACCCUCAAGAUGCCUCAAAGAUCAUGAUCAGUGAUUUCGGUCUGUCUAAGAUGGAGGGGACAGGUGAUGUCAUGUCAACAGCCUGUGGAACGCCGGGAUACGUGGCUCCAGAAGUUCUCGCUCAGAAGCCGUACAGCAAAGCUGUGGACUGCUGGUCUAUCGGCGUCAUUGCCUACAUCCUACUGUGUGGUUACCCUCCCUUUUAUGACGAGAAUGACUCCAAACUCUUUGAGCAGAUCCUGAAAGCGGACUAUGAGUUUGAUGCACCGUACUGGGAUGAUAUAUCUGAUUCAGCAAAAAACUUCAUCGGUUGUUUGAUGGAAAAGGACCCCUCAAAGCGAUACACAUGUGAACAGGCCCUUCGACAUCCCUGGAUCGCGGGAGACACUGCACUCUGCAAGAACAUCCAUGAGUCCGUCAGUCGACAAAUGCGCAAAAACUUUGCAAAAAGCAAAUGGAGACAAGCCUUCAACGCCACGGCCGUGGUUCGCCACAUGAGGAGACUGCAGUUGGGCAGUAGCAUGGGGAGCAGCAUGGACCAAUCGAGCAACACCAACCAGAACCGCAUACUGAACGCCAAUCAGACUCCAACCCUACCACCCAACACCACAACAAACACCACUUCAGUACUUACUCAAAACCACAAACCUGCUCCCAACGCAAAUGCUGUUCUCAGUAAUGAUAUGGCCACAGGAAACACCUCUGUACCACGCAAAGACUGUACUGCCCCUCCACAAACUUCCUGUUCCCUGGCAUCAGCUGCUUCCUCCACUGCCUCAGGGGCGGAGCCCUGCAGGCCACUCCCUCCCUCAGUAGUGUCUGUGAGCACAGUGUUAACUGGGACCAAGUGACGCCAGGUUCUGCGGGGAGAGAGCUGGGAGGCCACCGCCCUGUGAGCCCUGCCCCUCAGCCCAUUCCCCGCCCUGCCGUCCAGUAAGGCAGAGGACUGACCCAUCGCUAUAGCAAACACUGAAAGGCUAAAGACACUGCACGCACCUAAUGCACUCCUGCCAUUUAACCUCCAGGCCACUAGAGGGUGCAAUGCAUGCAGCGACAGGAGACGGAAAUGUCUGGAAGAUGGCUUCCACUUUGAGAAGUGAAUUUGUGCGGAUAGACAGAACUGUUAUGUCUUUGCUAUGAAUGUGCUACGAACCACGCCAGCCAUGAAAAAAAAACAAAAAAAAACGAAGAGCGCAGAGGUUUAGGUACGAAAGUGUGCAUGAUUGUGUCCGCCCUUAUAAGAGGACGGUGCCAAUGUCAAACGAUUCUUACUAUAUCGUAAUAUGUCUAGCUCUUCCCUCUUACCCUCUGUUUUAACUUUCUAUAUCUACUCACAAUUUAUUGUAUUUUUCGUUAGCUACCAUUUUGAUCUUUCGGGGUUUUCCACUGAUGUGUUACGCUGACCUGCAGAAGAGCUUUUAAUAAUCACGUCAGACUGUUUUGCGACAUUUUUCGAGUCGAGACUUCUGUUUGCACAAAUGAGAGAACAGGUAGCGCAACUGCUAGUGUUUUAUGAGAUUAGAAACCUCGCCAUAAGGUUUUAGCAUCGCAAAGUUUGAGAUAUCUUUUAAAACAUGCAAUAUGUUUGAUUGUUAUCUUACUUUACUGGACCUUUUUUUUAAAAAAGCAGAGAAAAAACAACUUGAUCCUGUUAUUCUCUAUUUCAAAUGUGACUUUAAAUGCACACAGACAGUCAGUGUUAGUAACUGAAUAUAGUAUAGCUGUUAAUACACGACACAGAUCUCCUGAAAGCCAUGGCAGCGUCUUUCUACGCCCAGUGAACGAGUUCUCAGGGAAUUCCGGAGCUGCACUGGGCACCAUAGUGAUGGUAUCUUUAGUAACCCCUCCAUGGUUUGAGAUUGUCUCAUCCAGUUGGAAUAAUGUCAAAAAUGUUGAAUAGGAUGAUGGACAGCUGUUUAACUCACACGAUGCUUGUAUGACAGUUUGACCAUGUGGGGAAACUGCUAUGUUAUGCUACGUUCACGUCAUUUCAGAAUUAGCCAAGUGUGAUACAAACUACUAAAUCGGGUUCUGGAAGUAAAUCCCAUCAUUUUUCUCCAUAGAAGAUUUGAUUUUUAAAAGACCUACUGUGAGCUACGAGGUUGUUUAACGAUGGUAUAUGAUUUACUUUUUUAUGUUUAUCGAUUGCAUUAUGUUCAACAGUGGGAUUUCUUGUGAAAAACUACAUUACCCAUGAUUCUGAAAAACUACAUUCCACAAAGCAAUAAUGCUAAUGACUGAUGUAAUUUCCCUACACUUACUUAAUAUUGGUGUAUGUAUAUUUUGCAAUAUCAUACACAAAGAACUUCUUUAAAUCAAUGGUUUUAUAUGUAUUUGUUGUUUUUAAUUUGAUUGUUAUUUGCAGUUAUUCAUGGGAUUGUAGUUCUUUCCCUCAUUUGAGCGAUUAAAGUCUUUUUCUCCGCUUUUCAAAUAAGUUUUUGCUUCAAAUUAUAGUUUGUAAUGUUGUAAGUCACCUCAUCGCUGGUUGGUUUGGUCAAUGUCUUAUAAUAACUCUUAAAUGGGAAAAAUGAAUGGAAAAAAUACUUCCGGUUCCAAGUCUGCUGAAAAAGUGGACGUCACUAUUGCAUUCUAUUACAGAUUGGAAACAAGCUUAGGGCAGGAUUGGCCUUUUUAUGCGACCAAAGGCAAACACAAGAGUUUAGGAAUUGUUUUUUUUUUUUCGCAACAUUUUGUGAUGCUAGUGGUGCAGAAACUUCACUUUUAAAAGGCAGCUUUGUAUAGAUACUGCUAAAUAUUUCAAUUUAAUAUGUACUUUUAUUAUAGCCAGCAUAUUAUGCUGUGCUCUCUUAGCUCUUCCUGAUUUUGCAAAAAAAAUGUGGCUCUUUAGUGUGGCUAUUAAGUAUUUUGCCAUCAUUGAUCCAUUAUGUGUUGACAUGUUGUGUAAUUCUGACACAACGUGAACGCAGCAUAACUUUUAGUGACUCUAAACAUCUUCCCAGUACGACUCAAGAGUGUCUGAAUUUCUAGCAUUGGUUUAAGGGCUAAGUUAAGGUUUUUACACUUCCUUAUUGAUGGGUGACUGGUCUUCUGUCCCCGAAUGGCUCUGCUUAUGUCCUGUCAGGUUUUUAAAAGUGACUGAUGUCUUCUUUGCCCUUUAUGGUUUGUUAAAAUUACAGGAGGGAACCUCGUCUACGGACAAGAUUUAGGAGUGUGUGAUAUUUUCCAAAGUGCCAUCGAAUAUCUUCAUGAAUUUCCCAUUCGUUUCAUCCUGAAUGUCUGUUUCAGUGUGGGUGGGUUUGAGCUAAUGGCUUUAUUUUUCAGUCAGGUCAUGCAUGCAGCACUUUGUCUUCAUUUUCCCACCCGAGAGGAGUUUGUAAUCUCACAACAGAGAUGCUCUGCAAAGCUUUUCACGAAACUGGUGUAACGUUGUGUUUUUGUAUGUCACAAAAGCGGUUUUAUUUGAUUUGAAUGAACCAUACUGCACAUUUCAGUUUCAUUCAGAGCCGUUUAUGAAGGGUUUGAUAACUAAAGGUUAUUUAGAUGAAUGUUGAAUGACAGUAUCUGUGGCAUGAUGUUGAUUACCACAGGAAAUCAUUUCAGUUUGUCUCUUAGUUUGUAAGAAUAAAAGUCUACUAUAUAGAAGGGCAUUAUAGAGGGUUUUUCUUAAAGCAAGUCUUAAUUUUUCUGUACAAAUAGGUGUUAUUUGAGCUAAUACUUUUGCAGUAGAAAGACUGAAUUUCUUGAAAAUCUGAAAAAAAAAGUCUGUUAAAAUGUAUUACAUUGCAAUUUCUUGCCCCUGUAGACUUUCAUUGUAAGUGCAUUACUACAAAUGUAAUUUCUGCUCCUUUUCAUAAACUGAGGGACAAUUAUAAAUGGUUUUCUGUGGCAACAGGACCUAAAAUUUUUGGCUUCAUUGUCCAUGUAGUCUGUGUUUGUGAGUGUCACUUCUGUGCGUAUUUAUGGGCGUAAAAUGCAGGAAAUGUGUCUGGUAUUCUGGUUUUGAAUUUUUGAACCCUCAGUAGGAUGUGCAAGGUAUAAACCAAAAUGUUGGGGUGUUUUGAACAAAGAUAAAUCCAUAUACAGUAACUGCCACUGCAAGCCAAACAUAAAUGUAUUGAACUAUAACAAUUAGAUCUAUGAACUCAUUUUAACAUACUAUAGUGAAUCCAUGCACACACACGUGCCGUGGCUCACACACAAACACAUCCUGAUCAAUCAGAGUGGAGCGAUCACUUCGACCACAGCAUCACCGUGGUCUGUCUGCGUCCAGAGCAAAUCACUGUGUGUCCAAAGGCUUUGUAAAUAAAAUGUGAUUGUGACGUGUCUAUCAUGUUGUCCCUGAAGAGAUGUUACUGUGUACAUUAUGUGUGUCAUUUUGUUCUCUAAACACUGCCUUUCUCUGCAGUUAUCGGCCUCACAGUUGACAGUAAUGCACAGAUGUAUAUUCACAAUCUUGUUUCUCUCUCAAUGUCAUACGUUCUGAAAAAAAAUCACGUUUCUAUUGUACAAACUUCUCACGCGCAACAUGGUGAAUAUAUAACGAUGAUCUUUUGUGAUGCACCUUUUCCAGAAGAAUCGUUUCCUGAUGUGUUCCUUUGUUUAGUUUUUUUUUUACCAACUCAGGCGUCACUUUUGCCUCUUACGAUGAAAAAGCUGUGACUGACAAGUGUCUGUGCUAACCAGUGACUGUGCAGUUUUAAACAUGUCCCUUGAAUGUCGACUUCUUUGCAAAUUAAGAAAGAAAAACCUUGCGACCGCACCAAAUGAUUUUAUAAAGAAUUGCGAGCAUGUUAAAUGCGCUUUCCGAUUCAACCGAUUGUUUGCGUAUAUUUUCAAAAGUCCUUACCAUGUAACUAUAUGUAUGAAGAAAUAUGUCUAUAUCUAUAUGAAUAUAUAAAUAUUUAAAAAAUGCAACGCUGAUAAUGCAGGCCUUGUGAUCUCUGCAUCUCUCACAUAACCUGUCCGAAAUAAAAGUUGCCCAGUGAAAUGUGAAUUAUAUACUCAUAUGCAUGUGACAAUGAUGAUCAUAUUUUGGGAGUGGCACACGAAUACUAACUUUACUGUGAUGUGAUCUUCUGUCGAUAUGGGGCUUGUAUAUCCAAUGCCUUUGACAAUCAUCUGCACAUAUCAGAGUUUAUAUUCCAUGCUGUUAAGCAAUGGGGAAUGAGUGAUUGUUUUUUUUUCCUUUCUUUUUCCUUAAAUAAAUCCUGAAUGAUCAUGAUUUGUCUUGUAUGGCUUGAUACGGAUCUCAGUAUCUCUCUGACCCCAUUUAGCUUUUGAACACUGUUUUCUGUCAUUUGUUUAGUUUGGGUCCAGCAUAAGUGGUUUUACAUUAGCGAUCAUCCGGGCUGGAUGUUGCCGGUCUCCCACAGCUCAGAGCUACAGGCGAUGACUUCUGCUAAAACUCGUAGAAAAUGCAGCUUGCUUGACAAGCUACUCAAUAUUCAAAAACUACAGGUUGCCUGCCAGCUUGGCAGAUAUUCAUUGAAAAAGAGGGUAUGUUGUGGUGUGGUGUGUAUUUCUAUCUACCUCAUGUGAUUUAUGGAUGGCAUAUUAAGUUUUCCCUAAAUUUCUUUUCUUUUUUUGCAUUUCAGUGUUUCUGCAGGUUCUUGAAUUUUAGACAUCGAUAAAAUGCAGAAAAAUUGUUUUGUUUUCUAGUAUAAAUAUCUAAACAUUCUUGAAUUAAGAUGCUUUUACUUGAAGCAAAAUUCUGUAAUAUAUUAAGUCUUGCUUUCUGAAAAAAAAAAAAAAAAAAAGAAUCUUUAUUUUGUUAGGUUUGCCAAUGCACAAGAAAAAUUAUCUUAAUUCACAAACAAAGGCUAUUUUUCUUGCCCAAGAUAUAUUUUCUUGUUUUGAUUAUCAACCGUUUUCUCUAAACGUGUAUCUGAAUAUGGAAUUAUGUGUAAAGCUAAAUUAUUGUUACAUUUACAUUACAUUUAUGCAGAUGCUCUCAUCUUCAGUCAAAGUGCCAACGAUAAUCAUAAAAUAAAAUACAAUAUCAUGUUUAUUAGACAACUAGAUUAGGAAGCAAGCUAGAGAAAAGGAAAAAUGCAAAGAUGUUUUUUCUUUCAUAACUUUUCAUAUUUUUCUUUCCACUCUUCAUCAUCAGAUCCAGUCAUACACUUUAUUUUGUGCUAUAGGUUCUUCAGCAAACCUGACCCCUCAGAAACCCACUUUCAUUUUACACACCAACAUCUGAAACAUCUUAAAAUAGAUGCAAGAUUUCCCUGGAGGAAAGCACACAUUGUUUUCUCCUCGUGCUGCUGCAGGGAGCAGCAGAGUUUCCCUCUCAUUAUCCUGUGAUUAAAAUAAAUGGCUUCUAACUGCAUCGCCUCAAAAGCCAAUAUCAGUGCGCUCAGCAACAUGUGACCCGCUCUCUAUCAAACCUAACAGUGGGAAAUUAUGAGUCAUGCUAAUGUUAUAGUUUGCUAAGCCACACAAAUGUUUAAAUCUUCCUGAAGGGCACUUCAGUGAAUGCUGGGGGUAUAAAAAUUAUUAUAUUAUGUGGUCAAUAUAAAAAGCAUAACGUGUCAAUUUUUUUGCAUUUACAGUUUUUUACUGAUAUGUUGCAUGAUGUCCUCCACUUCUCCUUUGAUUUACACGCACAGCUUAUUCUGAGCAAAUGAGAAAAAAGUUACUUUUUUGUUGAGUACAGUUUUGCAAAAACAAUGACAACAAACAUUCAAAAAAGUUGAAUGUUCUCGAAGCGUUCGAAUCAUACUUUUUUGUUUUUUCCUCAGUUAUGGGAGUUGAAAAAACCUUAUGAUCCAUGAUUUUUUUUUUUUUUAUCUGCCAAUGGGCUCAAAAAACAACCACAACUUACUGUUUUAUUAUAUUUAUAUGAACUUAUAGAAGAUCAAAUUAAAGACUUUUUUUAAGACCUGCAGAAACCAUGUAAACAGUAUUGGAACGUUACUUUUGAAUAUUCUCUGAACAUUCUGAAACAAGUUAGAAAAGCAUCCAACUGAAAAAUUUCAAGGGGAACAAAACUCCAUGAAUGAUGUACCACUAUCAAAAACAGAUAACUCUGAACAAACAUUCUAAACACUACAGGAAGAAUGUUAGCCACAGUUCUAAGAAUGUUAUUUUCUUAAAAUUAACUGAUGUUGGCAAUUUGCAACAGAGUGCGAUUUAAUAUAGAGAUGCUACCAAGUAACCAAAACCUUAACAUUGCCAAGUAAAUUUCUAUGGUUCUUAACUUCACAGUCAGCGUCCAUCAUCAGCUCCUGCUAUCAGCCUCCAGUCUCUUAGUUCCUGCUGUUUGAUCACUUCCGUAGCUCAAAGACUUUGAUAACAGGCUCAGACUGUGUUGAAAGUGGACAAACGUCAGUCCGGUAUGUUUUGUAGUUGGAUAAGCUGAGGUUAAUGUUUAUGAGAGGACUGGAUAGUGUUUGCUUGGGCCGGAGUGAGAUUAAACCAUGUAAGAUCUAUCAAUAUUAGUUCACAGUGAGUCAUUUUCGUUGACUUGGAGAGCCAGCUACUAUCUAGAUUAAAGAACUGGUGAAAUCAAAGCCACUAUCUCUUUAAAAGACGUGAUGCAGACUCACUAACACCGCCACAUGUGAUAUGACUCUUUAGGGUCUCUGUCAAAUGG
Messenger RNA from Carassius auratus (goldfish), 8451 nucleotides. Its product is annotated as calcium/calmodulin-dependent protein kinase type 1D-like. Gene Ontology annotation, molecular function: protein kinase activity; ATP binding. Lineage: Eukaryota; Metazoa; Chordata; Actinopteri; Cypriniformes; Cyprinidae. The record is from RefSeq and is a predicted model, not a curated record. Gene Ontology annotation, biological process: protein phosphorylation. The coding region runs from base 431 to 1747 and encodes 438 amino acids. The transcript is spliced from 11 exons.